AUGGCGCACGUGGUUAGGGAACUGGACUUGAGCCACCACUAUGGCGGGCACGGGUCCAUAGUGGACAAGAUGAAUGCAGUUCCUGGCCUCAAAACUAGUACUGUGGGGUUCGCGCCAGUUGGUGAAGUCACCUCGAAGACCUCCAGUGGUCAACAACGGGACGCAGUCACACGAGCUAUUGGACACCCAAUUGCUGAUUCUUCAGCCGAGGCCCCUAGACUGAUCCUGUGCCCAACAGCAUUCUUCACUUUCCUCCGCGCCAACCUCAACGUCAACCCGUCUGCAAUGUCCUCGAAUGCGAAUACCCCAAUGCUGGAGCCCUACCCCACGCAUGCGCUGCCGCCACCCUCGCCAUCCCCCCUGGUAACCGUCGACCCGCCCUCGCAGCCCGUCCCUGACGACCUGCCCGCGCUGUCCUGCGGUGUCGUGAACGCCGAGAUCGACAAGGUUGAUGCUCUGAACCUGGUGACGGACUCGAUCGCCCAGCAGCGCCAGACCAGCUCGCUACACUUGGUCUUCCAUCCUUACCUCGUCUCUGUCCUUGUUGUCAGCCUCGCGCUUGCGUUCCAGUACUCAUGGCGCAUGAAACGUGACCUGGGGCUCGCCCUGAUGUUGCACAGCGGCGUUGUCAUGACAUAUCUCCUUGGCAUACGAUUCGUGACAGGGCGGUACAUUGUCGUUGCCGAAGCGAUGAAAUGGGACUGGAUGGUGGGCGAGGACGGCGAGGAGGACACGGUGAUCGGAGUGCGAUUCGGGAAAGAGUUGAUUGGGGCGCUGUUCUUGCGGCUUGAGCCGUCGCCGAACCUGACCGGGAAGAAGCGUACCCGUGCUUCGGCACUGAAAGGGGGCAAAGGUGUGAUUCGAGCAUGGACUGUAAAGUUGAAGUACAGGCAUAAGGGCGUAGGCACAGAUAUGCUGCAGGAAGCUGUCAAGGUCACAAGGGAGAAGUGCGGCAAAGACGCCGCUGUCGGGUUCGCCCAGGAGCAUGCAAAUAGCGCGGUGGUGAUGCCAGAGGCGUUCAACGGCCAGAUGAGAAGGGGCGAGCAGAAGGCGGCGAAGGCAUUGGAAGACGUGCUGGCCGAGUGGGAGGAGGUUCGGCGGCAUAAGAGAGGGAACUCUAGGUAA
Molecule: messenger RNA, 1125 nt
Organism: Neoarthrinium moseri
Lineage: Eukaryota; Fungi; Ascomycota; Sordariomycetes; Amphisphaeriales; Apiosporaceae
Exons: 3
Coding region: 1-1125 (374 amino acids)
Molecular function (GO): acyltransferase activity, transferring groups other than amino-acyl groups
Source: RefSeq, a predicted model, not a curated record